AUGGCGGUCAAGAAAUACAAAAAAACUACACCUUUAACUGAAGAGGUGAUAGUGGAUAUAAUUAUCAAUUGGAGAUUAGGAGAGGAUUCAAACUCGGAUUUGGAUUCGGUUGACGAAGAACUGGGAGUAGUCAAGGCUGAAGCUUCGACCAAAACACCUCUAAAACAAGAUAAUAUUGCGCCAGAAGAAGUCGUGGUCUCGUGGAGUUAUAAAGAUUAUCGUGUGGCCAAAAAGAUAGAGAAUCAUUUAAUAAUUAUUCGAAGUGAUGCUUGGGUUGUACUACUGCCACCCUUGGGAAAUACUAUAAAUACUAUAAAAAAUGGUAAAAGUUAA
This is a messenger RNA of Rhizophagus irregularis DAOM 181602=DAOM 197198, 333 nucleotides long. RefSeq lists its product as uncharacterized. Lineage: Eukaryota; Fungi; Glomeromycota; Glomeromycetes; Glomerales; Glomeraceae. The record is from RefSeq and is a predicted model, not a curated record.